This is a messenger RNA of Tachysurus fulvidraco (yellow catfish), 2885 nucleotides long. RefSeq names its product fumarylacetoacetate hydrolase (fumarylacetoacetase) (gene fah). Gene Ontology annotation, biological process: homogentisate catabolic process; L-tyrosine catabolic process; L-phenylalanine catabolic process. Gene Ontology annotation, molecular function: fumarylacetoacetase activity. The record is from RefSeq and is a predicted model, not a curated record. The transcript is spliced from 14 exons. The coding region runs from base 183 to 1523 and encodes 446 amino acids. NCBI's taxonomy places the organism in Eukaryota, Metazoa, Chordata, Actinopteri, Siluriformes, Bagridae.
AUUUUUGCUCAACACCUUCUGGAUAUUAAAAUAUCCUUGGGCUGGUGUGUGUAUAUUUGAUUAUUCUAUAUUUCUUUCACGGUUUAAUUUGCAUCGUAUAUGCGUUUUCAAUUGUGGCUAGUCUGAAAAAUUGUAAAAAUCAAACCUGGCAACCUUUGCGUUUGAGGAGGCGGAAUGUUCAUAUGGCAUCUGGUAACAUCUGGAUAUAUUUAUUAACGUUGCUGCUUACUUCGAAAAGUCCUCACGAGCUGAACUGUAGAUCCAGUAUGUCUUUCAUUAAAGUAGAUGAAAACUCUGACUUUUCUUUCCACAACCUCCCUUACGGAGUUUUCUCAACCCUGGACAAUGCUCGGCGGAGAGUCGGAGUUGCUAUUGGAGAUCAGAUCCUGGACUUGAGCGUCAUUAAACAUCUCUUCACUGGACCAGAACUCUCUCAGCACCAGCAUGUUUUUGAUCAGCCUUCUCUUAAUGCGUUCAUGGCCCUGGGUUCGGGUGCAUGGAGAGAGACUCGCGCGCUCUUACAGACACUGCUGCGCGCGGACGUGCCGACACUGAAAGACAAUCACGACCUCAGGGGCAGAGCUUUUGUUGAUCAGAGCACGGCAAUGAUGCAUCUUCCUGCUGAGAUUGGUGAUUACACUGACUUCUACUCAUCCAGAGACCAUGCCACUAAUGUUGGGAUCAUGUUCCGGGGCAAAGAGAACGCACUGAUGCCAAACUGGUUAAAGCUGCCGGUUGGCUAUCAUGGCAGAGCUUCGUCUGUGGUUGUCUCAGGAACACCAAUCAGAAGACCUCAAGGCCAGAUGAGGCCAGACCCAGCCAAGCCGCCGGUGUUUGGGCCAUCAAAGCAGCUAGACAUUGAGCUGGAAAUGGCUUUCUUUGUGGGUCCUGGGAACAAACUGGGAGAGCCGAUUCCUAUAGACAAAGCACAUGAACACAUCUUUGGUAUGGUGCUGAUGAACGACUGGAGUGCGAGAGAUAUCCAAGCAUGGGAGUAUGUGCCAUUAGGUCCUUUUCUGGGGAAAAAUUUUGGGACCACCAUCUCACCCUGGGUUGUUCCUAUGGAGGCUCUGCUGCCCUUUGUGGAGCCUAACACAGUGCAGGACCCAGAGCCACUACCGUACCUUUGCCAACCGGACCCAUACACAUUCAACAUUAACCUCUUUGUCUCCAUUAAAGGUGAGGGCAUGAGUGAGGCAGCCACCAUCUGCAAGUCUAACUUUAAGUACAUGUACUGGACCAUGAAGCAGCAGUUAGCGCAUCACACGGUGAACGGCUGUAACGUCAGACCUGGAGACCUGCUGGCAUCAGGCACCAUAAGCGGACCGGAUCCGGCAAGCUUUGGCUCAAUGUUGGAACUUUCAUGGAGAGGGUCAAAGGUCAUUGAUCUGGGCGGAGGAGAGACGAGGACAUUCCUUAAGGACGGAGAUGAGGUCAUGCUCACAGGCUACUGUGAGGGUCAAGGAUACCGUGUUGGUUUCGGAUUAUGCCAGGGGAAGAUCAUUCCUGCCCUACAGCAGUGAUUUCACAUUCUUCUCCUUCCCUCCCAAAACUAGCUGGGAUCUUUACGCACCACAUAAUGCCUUAUCAGUCAUGUAUAAUUAUUCAUGACCUUUUCACUGACAACUAAUGAAGUACAUGAAGCUGUUUUUAUUAGCUCAUUGGAGUUUCACUUAGCCAAAGUUCUUCUCUGGGCAGAAAGGAUUAUGAUUGAUCGUGUGUGACAGCCAGGGAAAUGGAAAGAGAUUGGAUUAGGAGCAUUGACUUUUGUUUAAUUAUAGGAGCAUGACCAGAAGCAUUCCAUUUUAUCUUUUUUUUUUUUUUUUUUUUUAAGGGAAAAAAUACAUAAGCAAAAUGUGAUAUUAAUUGAUUUUUGUUUAUUACAGAAAAUCCAGAAAGGCAAAUUCAUAUCUAUGAACCAGUGUAAAAUUGAAUUAAGUUUUGAGUCUGUUAAAGUGUUAGUGUUUCAGGUGUGGACCUUUGCUUUAAUUAGUUCAGUAAGUAAUUAAUUAGAGAGUAAAAUUAAAGGUUAAAGAGUUUGUUAUGGGAAAUGCGGUACAACCUAUUUUUUUCAACAUUUAAUUAAAGAAAAAAGUAAGCUCCAGUUUGCUUUAUAGCUAAAUAUUAUUCUGCAGGAACUAACAGAAGGUUUUAUGUCUUGAGAGCAAUAACACUUUCUCCAUUUCAGCAGGUUGUAAUUGAAGCUAAAAGCUUUUUGAUUAAUAAUUGAUAGCAGAGCACAGAGUCUAACACCUCUGUGUUUUUUCUUAGUUUCACCAUGUAACAAUAAAGACCCAGAUAAUAUCACAUAAAUGUGUGCAAAUUACAUCUCAGUCACACCGCAACAACCUCAACUGCAAAUUAGGAAGAUGUCAAGACAGCUUUCUUUUAAUAAUUAUUUGCUUUUUUCAGUUAGUCUAAUGUGUCAUUUAAAUCGCAGUAUUGUGAGACAGUAUUAUAGUUCUGGGGCUUAGCUUUUUAAUCUCCACACUCUCACCCAUUGAUCAGUAAAUUUGGUUCAUGCUCUUGAUUGAUUAAUAACGACUCAGCUUGUCUUUUGAAACAGGUAGUUGGUCAGACCUAUCUGGAUUUUUUCAGCAUGGCAGGAACACAAAUAUAUGCAAUAAAUAUUCCAUGUUGUGCAACACGUUGGCUAAAUGUGCAUGUGCUCUCUGGUUAUACCUUUUCUGCCUUUAGGAAAAGUUUGAUUAAGUAAAACUCCAGAGUUUUUCAAAAUAGUCUCUCAUGCAUACGUUCUUUAAAGAUUUACUUUUGCAAAGGAAUUACAUGUCUCUCAAUGUGAAGUCUAAUUGCCAAAGACAGUGUUUUGUUUAUUUCUUUUUGUUACGCACAAACUAGUAAUUAAAGUUACUGAUGCCUGUUAA